UGAAGUGGUUUGUCGCAGAAUUGCAACAAGAUUUACUGCUUUGUGUGUUGUUGAAACUACAAAAACACCUGUUUGAAAACUUAUACAGUUAGAUGAUUAUAUUUUAUUCUUUACUUCUGAUUCUCUAAAUUAAAACUUAUGAAUAAAAACAGGUUUAAAAUUAGAUUGUGCAGCAAUGCUAAUAUAGUAGAUUGUAUUAGUUUUUGCAGUUUUGCCAAAUUAAUACAUUUGAAUUUCAAUAGGAGCAAAUGGAUGGAGCUCUAUACUUUCAUUCUCUCAAUGUUUUUUGUUUUUUUUAUAUAUAAAAUUAUAACUUACCAGACUAAUGAUUAAACCUAAUGGUUUUUGUUUAUUUGUUUUAAUUGCAAAAUAAUUUAAAUAUUUUUAAAUGUCUGUUUUAAAUGAUUAAUGACCAUCUUGCUUUGUAUUUAUUGAUUGAUCAAAUAACUUACUGUAGCACCAAAUUAUAGAACAACAAGCAUUAAGUGCAAACUGUGAUCUUUUUCAAAUAUCAACAUUGCUUUCACUUGCGCCUUGCCAAAAAAUUUUAUUGUUUUUUUUUUUUUUGUUUUUUUUUUUGGUCACAUAUUAACUUUGGUCUCUCCAAAACAUUUCUGCUGAUUCGGCUCUUUCUGGACUGGUCCACUGUGUCACAUAAAGGGUGGCUAAGGCUAAAAUUGCACUAAAAAAACUAUAAAAUAAAAUAAAACUAUGCAACUUUACUUACAGUUUACACAGCAUGGAUAAGUAACACAAAGUUUAAAAUAAAUGUAAAGACUUUGUUUACUACCAAGAAUGCAUGAGAGCCCCCGUUACAUGCUAGUAAUGGUUAAGUCCACCUCUGUAUUUUUAGGUUUAUCUGUUGAAGCAAGGUUCAAGUGUGUAUUUUCUGCUCCAAUCUUGUAUCAAGCUUUCAUUUCUGAAUAUGACAACAGCAUAAUAAGACAGCAAAAUUAGAUCAUAAUUAAAUUAAAGAAAAGACAACAAAGAAAAGAAGGGAUUAACCUUUAAAAAAUAUCUUAAGUGUCCUGGAAGUAUUUGAACAUCAGCAAAAAGGAAAAAAAAUGGAACUGAGCAAAUCAGAAAAGGAAAAUGUGAAACAAGGAAAUGAUAACGAGGCUUUUGAACUGGAGAAUCAUGUAUGCAUCAAUGAGGAGUGUGGCUCUGGAACCACAACACAUACGUGCAACAUAACAGACAACGACAAAAACUUCCUUAAGAGGAAACUUGAAGCCCUUCAGAGCUGUUUGGGAAGCCACAAAACCAAGAUUCAACUGAUCAUAAACCUGGUUUUAGCAGCAGGUUUUGUUGCUAUGGUUACUGCAGCCUGUGUUGUGAACUUUCAUCGUGCUGUGGGGCUGCUGGUCAUCUCCUUGGUAACCAUAUUCUUCCUGGUUUGGGAUUGGGUGAUGGAGCGCUAUGGCGACCAGGUGUGGGAGGUUCUCGCUCCGGUCAAAAACAUUCUCAAAAGAAAUUGGUUUUGGAUCAGAUGGAUGGUGUAUGUAUUGCUACUGGCAGCUGUGGUUUGCUGGCUUGUUCUGGACACGGCCCAGAGGGGGACCAGACAGUUGGUGUCCUUUGGUGGCUUGCUGCUUCUUGUCUUUUUAAUGAUAGUUUUCUCCAAACACCCAUUCAAGUGGUCAUGGCAGACUUUAAUCAGUGGGAUUGGACUACAGUUUGUCUUUGGUCUGCUCAUCCUGAGGACUGAGUUUGGCUUACAAGCACUAACAUGGGUUGGGAACAAAGUAGAGAUGUUUUUGUCAUUCACAGAUGCUGGAUCAAAAUUUGUGUUUGGUGACAAUUUCACAGACCACUUUUUUGUCUUCAGGGUGAUGCCGAUAUUGGUUUUUCUGAGCUCUGUCAUUUCCAUCCUCUACUAUGUUGGUUUCAUGCCCUGGCUGAUUUGCAAGAUUGGAUUUGUGAUGCAGGUUACCAUGGGAACGUCUCCAACAGAGUCAAUGGUCGCAGCUGGAAACAUAUUUCUAGGACUGACGGACUCGCCUCUCCUGAUUCGCCCGUACAUCAGUGAACUCACUGUCUCAGAGAUCCAUGCUGUGAUGACUGGAGGCUUUGCCAGCAUCUCCGGCACCAUUUUGGGAGCCUUUAUCUCCUUGGGAGUUGAUGCAACACACUUGCUGACCGCAUCACUGAUGUCUGCUCCAGCAUCAUUGGCUAUCGCCAAGAUAUUCUGGCCUGAAAGAAACAAAACUGUCUUCAUUUCUAACAAGGACCUCAAACUUAUGAAUGGAGAGAAUAAGAACCUGUUAGAGGCGGCGUCUCAAGGUGCGUCUCGCACCGUUCGUUUGGUAGGGAGCAUCAUAACAAACAUCAUUGCCUUCCUGGCACUGCUGGCCUUUUUAGAUGCCGUCCUCUCCUGGCUUGGUGGCUUAUUCGAUUAUCCUCAGCUCAGCUUCUCGCUCAUCUGUUCCUAUGUGUUCAUGCCCCUGUCCUUCAUGAUGGGUGUUUCCUGGGAUGACAGCUUCCUUGUGGCUGAACUGAUUGGGUUAAAGACAUUUCUCAAUGAGUUCGUGGCUUACCAGAGGCUGUCAGAGUUCAUAAAGAGGAGGGAGGCAGGCGGGCCGGAAUACGUGAAUGAUGUUAAGCAGUACAUCUCAGUUCACUCUGAAACGAUUGCAAUCUACGCUUUGUGUGGAUUUUCUAAUAUUGCUUCCCUGGGGAUGUCUAUCGGGGCUCUGUCUGCAAUGGCUCCAAACAAAAGAUCUGACAUCUCCAGAGUUGGACCAAGAGCUCUGAUUGCAGGCAGUGUUGCUUGUUUCAUGACGGCUUGUAUUGCAGGUGUGUUAUACAUCCCUGAUUGUCCACUUUUACUGAACGCAGAGUUCAACAGCAACAUAACCGGCCGUGCUGAAGUCCUUCAAUGCUGCUCUCAACUUUAUAGCAGCGUGACGGUGCAUGAGCCAUUGAACGUGACGGCUGGAGGAGGAUUCACCCAGAGCAGCCUGCUGGGCUGCUGCGCACUCACACCCCCAAAACACUUCAACUGCAGUCUGGCACAAUGAAUACCUGCAAACAAGAAGAAAAAUAGCAGUAGAAGUGUCAGUCAUUUCAUUGAAUACACUUGUAAAAUAAUAUAUUUGUAUAAAAUGAAUUGGGUCCACUAUGUAUUAUGAUAAAAUAAAUCAGUUAAAUGUACCCUCAUUUACACACCAACUUAAGAUUAUGAUCAAUUGUUAUUUUAGUGGUAUAAAUAUGUCCUUGUUUUAGUAAAAAAAAAAGAUAUCAAAGCACAAAAAAGGUUAAAAAAUAUUAUAUAUAUUUUCUUGUUAAUGUUUUACUAAAAUGUAGUUUUAUUGAUUUAAAUUUGUGUACUAUGGAGCUCCCAAAGAGACAAAGAAGUACAAAUUUUUUUUUUUUUCAUAAAAUAUGAUUAAAAAAAUAUGGUUACUAUCUGGUCACACCAGUUAGUAAAAAAAAUACAAAAAUUGAAGCAGAAAAAAUAAUUAUUUUGGGGGGUUACUAUCUGGUACGCACCACUUAGUAACCAGAAAAUGUUGUUGUUUUUUAACUUCAAUCAAAAAAAAAUAAUAAUAAGUCACUAUCUAGUGCGCACCAGAAUAAAACUAUUUUUUACCUAAAUUUUUAGAAAAAAUAAAUAAAUAUUUUUUUUUACUUCAAGUUUUAGAAACAUUUUUUUUUACUUCGUUAUCCCUUUAGGGGCUCCAUAGUAUUCCCUUUAUUUUAAUGCUUUUAUUUACUGUAUUCUAUUCAAUACCAAAAAAGCACCAAUAGGGAUAUGUCUUGUUUUGUGAGUUGUAUGAAUUUAUUUUAAGUUUGUGCUGUAAUAUUUCACAGAAAAAGCCAGUAAUUAAGAGUUUCAUGAUAUAAUUUUAACCAUUUAAAUAAAAACGUUGUUAAAUUUACUUAGCCAAAACAGCACAUUUUCUUGCUUUGCUGAUAUUUAUAAAUUAUCCAGUAGAUGUCCCUGUUGACUUCUAGUUCUCCUCCAACAAUGAGCGCAUGGUGCUCCUCAGGCCUGCUGAUGCCAAGAGAGGCAAACUGCUCUGACUUUCAGUCCAACGUUCCAAGAAUGCGGCUCAUUAAAACGGAUCAAAAGUGAUACACAUGGUCUGCCCACGGAACAAAGAGGAAGCUAUUGGGCCGCAGAUUUCUGACAUAUGCGCGAGUGAGACAGGCAUGCAGUCAUAGAAACAGCAAAUGACACACUCGUCAUUAAAAAAGCGCAUGAGUAAAAGGUCAGAUGGCUCCUUCUUCGUGGGCAGGAGGACUGUUCACACGUGUGAAUUUCACACAUCCAUUGAGAGGGAACAUUAAAAUGAGCCAUCAAAGACUGACACUUUUUAGGACUUUGUGUCACCCUCAGUCCUUUCAUAAAGAAUAAGAGGUUUAGUUCAAGAAACGUAGAAAUGUUUCUAGUUCAAUAAUUAUUUUAUUGUUUAAGUGUUAGGUCCCAAAAGAACAGAAUUUAUUUUUCUUGUUUGGUGUGUUUGCGCCCUUAAAAAAAUAAACAUUUCAUCGCUAUAAAGCCA
Messenger RNA from Oryzias melastigma (Indian medaka), 4508 nucleotides. RefSeq names its product solute carrier family 28 member 3. Gene Ontology annotation, biological process: purine nucleoside transmembrane transport; pyrimidine nucleoside transport. Gene Ontology annotation, molecular function: pyrimidine- and adenosine-specific:sodium symporter activity. The coding region runs from base 1065 to 3020 and encodes 651 amino acids. The transcript is spliced from 17 exons. Gene Ontology annotation, cellular component: membrane. NCBI's taxonomy places the organism in Eukaryota, Metazoa, Chordata, Actinopteri, Beloniformes, Adrianichthyidae. The record is from RefSeq and is a predicted model, not a curated record.